AUGACCUCAUUUUGUGUCAACAGCUUCGACGCAGUGAGCACAGAGUGGGGCUCGCAGACACUGUGUGACUUUACCACAUUCGUCCCAGUCUCUGUGGCCAUCUUCUCCGUCAUCAUUGGUUGGUCAACCUUCACCAUCUGGCCUGCCAUGAUGUCAAUGGGGUAGGUGGCCGUGUCUGCUGACACUGGAAACAGAGUUCAGCUUAGUUUGUUUUGUCUUAACAUCACCGUCUUAAAACCCCUGUCUUAACAUCACCGACACAGCUUCACUGUCUUAACAUCACUGUCAUAACACAACUGUCUAAAAAUCACCGACACAGCAUCACUGUCAUAACAUCAUUGUAUUAACACCCCUGUCUUAACAUCAUUGUCUUAACAUCCCUGUCUGAACACCACUGUCUUAACAUCACCGUCUUAACAUCACCGUCUUAACAUCACUGUCUUAGCACCAUUGUCUUAACACCCCUGUCUUAACAUCAUUAUCUUAACACCUCUGUCUUAACAUCAUUGUCUUAACACCCCUGUCUUAACCCCAUUGCCUUAACACCCCUGUCUUCACAUCAUUGUCUUAACACCCCAGUCUUAACAUCAUUGUCUUAACAUCACUGUCUUAACAUCAUUGUCGUAACAACUCUGUCUUAACAUCAUUGUCUUAACACCUCUGUCUUAACAUCACUGUCUUAACACCAUUGUCUUAACACCCCUGUCUUAACAUCAUUGUCUUAACACCCCUGUCUUAACACCAUUGUCUUAACACCCCUGUCUUAACAUCAUUGUCUUAACACCAUUGUCUUAACACCCCUGUCUUAACAUCAUUGUCUUACAACCUCUGUCUUAACACCUCUGUCUUAAUUCAUUGUCUUAACACCCCUGUCUUAACACCCCUGUCAAAACAAAUGUAUCCACUCCAAACGUCUACACGCCACCUUCGUAGUUUCCUAUUAAAUUAUCCACAAAGUGGCGUAGCUAGGGUUGGAGCCCCCCGGGGGCGGGCCAAGAUUUUUACAGCCCCUUUCCACCAAAAGAAAACAGCAACAACAACGCUGCAGUUGGAGAACAACACCACCCCUCCAUAGAAAGCAAAGAGUGUCACCCUGGGCGGAUCACACCCCUGCCCCCCCCCCCCAACCUUCAUAAGCAAUGGUAUCUUUAUAAAGUUGUGCACAUCCAUUUGAAGUAGCUCACUUAGGACAUAUCCGUGUAGUACGUCAUAACAGUGUACUACGUCAUAUCCGUGUAAUACGUCAUAUCCGUGCUAAACUGCAAGCAGCAACUUCCUCACUUGAACUAAAAACCUUGAUCUAACCACUAAAGUGGCUUAUAUACCCAUGCUGUUGCUCUACCACUCACCAAUACACACAGUACAGGGCAGUGCCAAGGGGGAAGCCGUCCGGUGCGCCAAACAGUCAAUUAUCUCUAGAUAUUUAUGUGUGCGAAUAUACACAUAGGCCUUUAAUAAAUCAUUUAUUGAUGAAAAGGGGGCGACACUUUCAGGAUUCGCCCUCGGGCGCAGAGUUUCCCUCGCAAGGCAAAGUCAAUAAACGUAAACUAGUGACCUUAACCCACAUCAUUAGAUACAGAAGACACUUACGUAGCACACUGAAGACUUAUUCACGUGCUUAGCGCUAUACUAUAAUCAUUUGGGUAGCACUACAAUCAAAAAUACAAACUGUACAGCUAUCCAUUUAUUUAAUUUAACAUCCAUUUUUGAUUAGCGCUUUAUUAAAUAACAAUACCCGUACAAAUUAUUCUAUAAUAAAUGACCCAUUUAAUAUGAGUCUAUUUUAGCUGUGAGUUACAUGCAGAUGCGUAGUUAAACAAAAAAAAAAGGGGGGGGGGGAGGGGGGCUGUUAUUUUAUUGAUGAAAAGGAUGGGUUUCAGAGGGUUUUUUUUAAAAGUGGUAAAUUAAUCUUGUCCUCCCCCCCCCGGGCGCAAAACACUACCAUACGCCUCUGGCCCCAAGACCAACAUUUUGCCCCGCUGGCCGCAGAUCAUUUGUUACCAAAACAAAAAAAAAAGGGGGGGGGGAGGGGGGCUGUUAUUUUAUUGAUGAAAAGGAUGGGUUUCAGAGGGUUUUUUUUAAAAGUGGUAAAUUAAUCUUGUCCUCCCCCCCCCGGGCGCAAAACACUAGCAUACGCCUCUGGCUCCAAGACCAACAUUUUGCGCCGCUGGACGCAGAUCAUUUGUUACCUGUAGUAGUAAUAGUUGACCAUUAACACAUUUUGCUAUUGUUCCAGGAAGGGUGGCAUCUUAAUGCUGCUGUACUUGUCCAUCUCCAUCGUGAGUCUUGUGGUGACCACCAUCUCUAAUCUACUGUUGCGUGAUGGCUACUCAGCCACCUGUCUCUCCCUGGGGGACCAGCAAACAGCCCUAGGGUAAGUACUCAAUGCGAACACCCCUGGGGUAAGUACUCAAUGCAAACACCCCGGGGUAAGUGCUCAAUGCAAACAGCUCUGGGGUAAGUACUCAAUGCAAACAGCCCUGGGGUAAGUACUCAAUGCAAACAGCCCUGGGGUAAGUGCUCAAUGCAAACAGCCCUGGGGUAAGUGCUCAAAGCAAACAGCCCUGGGGUAAGUACUCAAAGCAAACAGCCCUGGGGUAAGUACUCAAAGCAAACAGCUCUGGGGUAAGUACUCAAUGCAAACAGCCCUGGGGUAAGUACUCAAUGCAAACAGCCCAAGGCUAAGUACUCAAUGCAAACAGCUCUGGGGUAAGUACUCAAUGCAAACAGCCCAAGGGUAAGUAUUUAAUGCAAACAGCCCAAGGGUAAGUACUCAAUGCAAACCCCCCAAGGGUAAGUACUCAAUGCAAACAGCCCAAGGGUAAGUACUCAAUGCAAACAGCCCAAGGGUAAGUACUCAAUGCAAACAGCCCAAGGGUAAGUACUCAAUGCAAACAGCCCAAGGGUAAGUACUCAAUGCAAACAGCCCAAGGGUAAGUACUCAAUGCAAACAGCCCAAGGGUAAGUAGUCAAUGCAAACAGCCCAAGGGUAAGUACUCAAUGCAAACAGCCCAAGGGUAAGUAGUCAAUGCAAACAGCCCAAGGUUAAGUACUCAAUGCAAACAGCCCAAGGGUAAGUACUCAAUGCAAACAGCCCAAGGGUAAGUACUCAAUGCAAACAGCCCAAGGGUAAGUACUCAAUGAAAUUUUUAAUUUUCCAAUGGGUGUCACCCUUAGGAGGGUGUCACCCUUAGGAGGGCGUCACCCUUAGGAGGGCGUCACCCUUAGGAGGGUGUCAACCGGUGCGGUCAGCGCCCACCGCAUAUUGAUGCUUCUGUGUUGGUCCAAUCCAUGUUGACUCCCCGCUGCCGGUGUGCUGUUUGUAGAGCGUUGGUCCUUUAAGUGUCCUCACGAGUUGGAGAGCGUAGGUCCUUUAAGUGACGUCACGAGUUGGAGAACAAGUUUGUCCCUUUGAAAACUAGGAUGGAAAUAACUUCCAUAAUCAUUGGUUUAUGUUUGCACUGGCAUGACAUAGGAUUGUCCUCCAUAUUCCACUGGCAUGUCAUAGGAUUGUCCUCUACAUUCGACUGACAUGUCAUAGGAAAGUCCUCCAUAUUCCACUGGCACAUCAUAGGACUGUCCUCCAUAUUCCACUGGCACAUCAUAGGACUGUCCUCCAUAUUCCACUGGCACAUCAUAGGACUGUCCUCCAUAUUCCACUGGCACAUCAUAGGACUGUCCUCCAUAUUCCACUGGCAUGUCAUAGGAGUGUCCUCUAUAUUCCACUGGCAUGUCAUAGGAAUGUCCUCUAUAUUCCACUGGCACAUUAUAGGACUGUCCUCCAUAUUCCCCUGGCAUGUCAUAGGAGUGUCCUCUAUAUGCCACUGGCACAUCAUAGGACUGUCCUCCAUAUUCCACUGGCAUGUCAUAGGAAUGUCCUCUAUAUUCCACUGGCACAUCAUAGGACUGUCCUCCAUAUUCCACUGGCAUGUCAUAGGAGUAUCCUCCAUAUUCCAUUGGCAUGUCAUAGGAGUAUCCUCCAUUUUCCACUGGCAUGUCAUAGGACUGUCCUCCAUAUUCCACUGACAUGUCAUAGGAGUAUCCUCCAUAUUCCACUGGCAUGUCAAAGGAGUAUCCUCCAUAUUCCACUGGCAUGUCAUAGGAGUGUACUAUAUUCCACUGGCACAUCAUAGGACUGUCCUCUAUAUUCCACUGGCUUGUCAUAGGAGUGUCCUCCAUAUUCCACUGGCAUGUCAUAGGGGUAUCCUCCAUAUUCCACUGGCAUGUCAUAGGAGUGUCCUCCAUAUUCCACUGGCAUGUCAUAGGAGUAUCUCCAUAUUCCAUUGGCAUGUCAUUGGAGUGUCCUCACAUCAGAUUUGGAACCAAUUUUGUGCAUAAGUACUUGAUUUUAAACUCCAGAAUAUUUAUUAACAUGCAUUACCAGAGAGGCAGAGACACAAAGCAGGAAAUAUCCUCGACGGAAAUUUGAUCGACGGAAAUGUGAUUAAUUUCUCAUUUCAGCAUCUCGUGUCGCCACCUGAACAACAGGGACGUAACUCUCCUGGAACUGGCGGACACGCAGAUAGCCAACAAUGUCCACAGGGCCA
This is a messenger RNA of Lymnaea stagnalis (great pond snail), 4547 nucleotides long. The record is from the annotation of a GenBank genome assembly. NCBI's taxonomy places the organism in Eukaryota, Metazoa, Mollusca, Gastropoda, Lymnaeidae.